Molecule: messenger RNA, 1353 nt
Organism: Closterium sp. Yama58-4
Lineage: Eukaryota; Viridiplantae; Streptophyta; Zygnematophyceae; Desmidiales; Closteriaceae
Source: the annotation of a GenBank genome assembly
AUGGCUCGGGUGGUUGAAUUGGUGAUGGCGGCAACGUGGCUGCUGUCACUUACACUGACUGCUGCUGUGACAAUGUUCAUAACUGUUUCCAUAAGGAAUGGCCCUUCCUCCUUCGACAAAUAUAGCAUGGCUCACAUGCUCUAUCUGGUUACAGCCUCUCUGGCACUGCUGCUCUGGUGCAUGGGUGUUUCUCUCACACAAGCCAGAGCGUGGUUGCAUCAACAGGGCUUGGCCGUGAAACCUUGGUUGGCAAAGCUGAGGAUUCCUCUGCACCUCAUCCUGUCCCUUCUUCCUCCUCCCUGUCGCUUCUUCCUGCUCCCGUCUACUCCCAAGUUGGUGGCGACAGUGGCAGCGUUGAGAAGGGAAUUGGCAGAAGUGAAGUGUCAGCUAGCAGGAACAGAGAGGGAGAUGGCUGAAGGCAGGCAGCACGCAUUGAAGCUUGAAGAGUCUCUCUCGCAUUGCGCGCAGGAAUGCAAAAACACACUGGAAGAAGUCAAAAGGGAACUGGCAGCAGUGAAGAGUGAACUAGCAGGAUCCAAGAUGGAGGCGGCCAAGUACAGGGAGUGCGUUUUGAAGCUUGAAAAGUCCCUUGAGCACUGUGGGGAGGAAAGCAAACAAACAUGGGAGGCCAUUCUGUUGGCAUGGAGUAGAAAUUCGCCUUUUCGGACAAUUCUGGAGUUGAAGAAUCUUUCGAGCAUCUCAGACACGGCCCUCAGCCAUGCAUCGGCCAUGCCUUGCCUUACUUCGAUUGAUCUCGACAAGUCGUCUGGCUUCAGUGCAGAGGGCAUGAAGCACCUCUACAAGCUGCCACAGCUGCAGCGGUUAUCUCUUCGAACGGUGGCAGUUUCUGAUGAUCACUUGGAAGGCAUUGCGGCUGCGAGCAAACUUCAGAAUAUUUCUCUCACCAACAGCAAAGUGACGGAUGCUGGUCUUCAGCUGUUGACAGGGCUCCCACUCAAGACCCUAGAGCUUAAUUGCUGCCAGGGUGUUACAGCUGCUGGCAUGGCUCAUGUAGGAAGGGUAACAGGCCUUGAGAGUCUGUUUCUGGAGAAUGUUAAUACAGGUGGUGACGGUUUGCAGCAUUUGACAUCGCUCACCAAUCUGAAGCUGCUUGCACUGCCAACUGGGAUUACAGAUUCCGGCAUGGAGCAUGUGAGGCACUUGACAGCCUUGCAGCAUUUGGACAUGACUGCAUCUGCAGUCACCGAAGCCGGGGUGAAAUGGCUGAAGAGCCUGCCUUUGCUGUCAUACACCCGAACGAAUCAGGAGGAUCUGCAGGUGUGGUUGAAGGUUGCCCUUCCUCGAGUGACAGUGACUAGUGAUCUUCAGCCUGGUACUAGUCUGGUGGUGUGA